Molecule: messenger RNA, 834 nt
Organism: Maudiozyma barnettii
Lineage: Eukaryota; Fungi; Ascomycota; Saccharomycetes; Saccharomycetales; Saccharomycetaceae
Gene: HEM4
Product: uroporphyrinogen-III synthase HEM4
Exons: 1
Coding region: 1-834 (277 amino acids)
Biological process (GO): uroporphyrinogen III biosynthetic process
Molecular function (GO): uroporphyrinogen-III synthase activity
Source: RefSeq, a predicted model, not a curated record
AUGUCUAAUAACAUCAUAUUUUUAAAGAAUAAAACCACCCCAUUAGAUAAAUACGAGGUUGAAUCGAAGGAUAAUAAAUAUUCAGAUGUUCAAUUCUUGCCUUUAAUUGCACAUACACAUCAUCCAGUGGAGGCCCUACACCUUUUAAAAGACAAUAAUUAUAUAAGUAAUUUAAGAUACUUAAUAGUUACCUCGCAGAGAACUGUAGAAUGUUUAAAUGAAAGUAUCAUUCCAACGUUGACUAAGGAACAAAGAGAAAAGUUAUUAGAUCUAUCAGUAUAUACUGUAGGCCCUGCGACGGGUGAUUUUUUGAGAAGAGUAGGGUUUCGUAAUGUGAAAGGUGAUGAUAUGGGGAACGGGGAUAAACUCUCUGACUUUAUUAUCAAAGAUAUUGGAGAUAACUACGAUGGAGAAAUCUUGUCCUUCGUUGGUGCUAUCCGCAGAGAUAUUAUUAAGAACAAGUUAAAACAGAGAGGUCUUUCUGUGAAGGAAGUAGUUACCUAUGAGACUAAUGUUCUAAACGAUAAUCUAGACAGAUUUCAAAAUACAUUAGUAGAUAUAGCCGAUAAGGAAGAGUGUGACGGUAAAUCGUGUUGUUGGGUGGUUAUCUUUAGUCCUCAAGGUGCUAAAGAUAUUAUUAAAUUUUUGAAGCAAAAUCCAAGUAUUAAGGAUAAAUUAGAUUUAAGAAUAUCAUGUAUCGGUCCAACAACAAACGAUUAUUUGUUAGACAACGGUAUUAAUCCAGAAGUUGUUAGUCCUCAACCUACACCAGAUUCUUUAUUAGAUGCUAUAGAUGGUUUCCAAAAAUCAAUGGUAACUACAGUUAAACACUAG